This is a messenger RNA of Lutzomyia longipalpis, 2100 nucleotides long. RefSeq lists its product as uncharacterized. The transcript has a single exon. Bases 1 to 2100 code for a protein of 699 amino acids. NCBI's taxonomy places the organism in Eukaryota, Metazoa, Arthropoda, Insecta, Diptera, Psychodidae. The record is from RefSeq and is a predicted model, not a curated record.
AUGUCUGCAAUACCAACAAUAUCCAUCACUGAGGAGCAUUUUCCAGACGAUGUUGCCGAAGAGGCAACCGAGACUACGGGUUUGAAUAUCAACGACAUCCAUACUGAUGUUGAAAAUUUGGACAGUGGUGAUGAAGAUUUUAAGCCGAGCAAGAGAAAAUCAAUUAGUCUGGGGGUGAAGAAGGCAAAAUGUGACGCUUUAACUGAUGUAGAAGAUAUGAAUGAUUCCGGAUCAGAUGCUGAAGAAGCUAAAUCUGCCGAUGAUAUUGAAAUAUCCUUGGAAGAAUUUCUCGAUCAAGGAUAUGUUGAAGAAGCAACAAAAUAUGCAGGACACAAGCAACAUAUGUCUGAUGCACCACCCAAAGAACCAAAACGUCCUAAAACCUUAGGUCUAUCCCUAGGAGUGGAAGCAGAUGACAAAGGAGCCGUAACCGAUUGUGAGAAUAUGAAUGCAUCAGAUGAUGAGGAAGAAUCAGAAAAUUUUAACGAAGACGACAAGCCAUUAGUUUUGGAAGAAGCUAACACAGUUGAAUCCCAUGAUUUAGUUAAAAAUGAUUCAGGUGCUUUUGCACACACCCCGAUACAUUUGACUACAACCGGAGAGAGUACAUCUUCAUCUGAAGAAUCCCUAAAUGAAGCAGAUCACGUGAAGCGACAUCUUCGAAAAGGUUUCAGAGCAAAGCAGCAUGGUCCACCUGUUUCAGAUACAGAGAACAUCAUGUUUUCUGACAAUGAAAUGCAAGGCCGAAGUAUAAGAAGGAAAAUUCCCCUCAUCCUCGAUGGAUGGGAAGAGGUAACAAUUCAAUUGAGUGGAGAUGAAGAUGAAUCCGUUAAGACUCCGAUGUUUCCGGAAAUUGAUAUUACUUUUGCUGGAGAUCCCACAAAAGACAAAGGAGCGAAAGAAAAGCAAUCACAGCUACUAAAGGUAGAUGAUGCUGAAGAUGGCCUUACAGACGUUGAGAAUCUCAAUUCAUCCGAUGACGAUGAAGACGAUGAUCAGGCGUCGAACACAAAGCGAAGGCAACUAAUCCCACCGGCAGUUUUAAAAUCAAAUACUGGAUUUCUAACAGAUACUGAAGAUGUAGAUGAGGUGGAGAGUGAACUUGAAGAUACACCUGAAAUUUCCUUACCUGCUCCAACGCGUGAAUUGGUGGAGGUAAGAGAAGAUCGGGUAAGGAAACAGGUAAUAAAACCAUCUUGCGGAGAGACUUUGGGCAUUAUUGGUGGUUACAUAGAUAAAGGAUUGACUGAUGUUGAGGACUUAUCUGAUGAUGAAGAUAGUAGUCUUCAUGAACAAACAACAUAUACAAUUGAUCGAGCUCCUGAUCUGGAGAGUGGGAAUACUUUUGUUGCUGAAAAGCUAACAGCAGCCUCAAAGUUGGCAAUUAGUUCCCAAACUCCUGAACCACUAACAGACACGGAAGAUCUAUGUCAGACAAGCCAUCCGUCGCGUAGACGGAAACACAAGCAUCGUUGCAGUGGUCGGGGCAAGCCAAAGCUCUUAGAAAUAAAGAAUCAGUGUGUUGACGGUGGUACUGAUAUAGAAGAGUUGGAUCUUAGCGAUACGGAAGGGGUGAAAAAUACCGAAGGGGGUAAACAUAAAAAAGAAAAACGUACCUCAAUAGCCGUCCCGGUGAUUGUUAGCAAUGAUGGAGCAACAGAUGUGGAGUACGUGUCUGCAGAUGAUUUACUGACCUACGAAGGCAAUAUUCCAAAUAUGGAAGCAAGUUCCCUUGCAGGACAUACUUUUGUGUCCACAGUUCUGGAUACAAUUGGUGGGCCAGAUGGACGAAAGAAAGUAGCUCAUGUUCCGGUUAUAAGGAAAGUUUCUCUGGUUCCUGAUGGUGUUUGCUGUUCACACACGGAUACAGAAGACGUUGGGAUGCCCUCUGAUCAGGACGACGAAACUUACUCACGCGCCAGAACAGCUACACCCUUUGAAGUUCAUCAAGCACUCGAUGAUUCUUCCUUUACAAUUCACGACAGAAGCAUCAAUGCCUUCGACGUACAGACGGAAAAACUUAACAUCAAAGGACAUCGGGAAUGCCAGGAAGCUCACACAGAUGUCGAGUACGUGGACGAUGAAGCGAGAAGGGAGUAA